This is a messenger RNA of Clupea harengus (Atlantic herring), 2403 nucleotides long. RefSeq names its product ankyrin repeat and SOCS box containing 5b (gene asb5b). Lineage: Eukaryota; Metazoa; Chordata; Actinopteri; Clupeiformes; Clupeidae. Gene Ontology annotation, biological process: positive regulation of protein catabolic process; intracellular signal transduction; protein ubiquitination. Gene Ontology annotation, molecular function: protein binding. The record is from RefSeq and is a predicted model, not a curated record.
AGCAGUUCCCCUCUGCAGCAUUAAUGUCAUGAACGCCGAUUUAAACCGAUUCAUAGUCUGCGAUAAAAAUAGCUCGGUGCUAUGCUAUCCUUUUCCACAGUCUCUCCCCCACCCCUCCCAGCAGAGGUUCCCAGCCUGCUCAUGUUCUCUAGAACCGAGGACCGUGUGUAACAACAACAAGCCGUUAGCCAAUCAGAAUAGGGACCAGCCUGGCUCACUCUGCCUGGCACUGCAAGCAGUAUUGAGCUGAUGCAAACAUGCCUGAAGUUCCUACACGGGAGAGCGAGCUCACCGAAAAGAUACCAAAGAAAAGACCAUUAGAGGAUAUAUAUGAUUAUCAUCCCCCAAAGAAAUCGUGCUGGGGAAUUUUAACUAGUCAAGGAUCCUGGGCUGACCGUUCCCCACUCCAUGAGGCAGCAUGUCAGGGUCGUCUGCUGGCCCUGAGGACUCUCCUCUCACAGGGUUACAGUGCAAGCAUCAUCACAAUUGAUCAUGUAACUCCACUGCAUGAAGCCUGUCUGGGGGACCAUGUGGCCUGUGCCAGGGCGCUCAUUGAAGCCGGUGCAAACGUAAAUGCUACCACGAUUGAUGGGGUGACACCAUUGUUCAACGCCUGCUCAAGGGGGAGUUCCACUUGUGCAGAGGUUCUUCUGGAAAAUGGUGCCAAGCCCCAGGCUGAAGUAUGCCGGCCGUCACCUAUUCAUGAGGCAACGAGUAAAGGUAAAGCAGCGUGUGUCGAAGCACUACUUGCUUGGGGUGCAGAUGUGGACUAUGAGAUUCCACAUCUGGGAACGCCGCUCUAUAUUGCCUGUGUGUCUCAGGAGCUCCAGUGUACGCGGACACUUCUAGACGGUGGAGCCAAUGUACAGAAAGGUCACUUCCUGGAAAGUCCUUUGCACGCUGCUGCUCAGAAGGACUGCACAGAGGUCAUUAAGGUUCUGCUGGAGUUUGGGGCCAACAUAAACGCCAAAAACCUGGAGCUGAAGAGGCCGGUGGAGACGGCACCCCCCAGCAGCUUAGCGGAGGGACUGCUGCUACUCUAUGAGGCAACGCCUCGCUCUCUGUUGCAACUGUGUCGUCUGGGCAUCCGAGACUACAUGGGCUGCUCCAGGCUCCACCUGAUUCCUCAGCUGAAGCUCCCCACACUCCUCCAGAAAUAUCUGCAGUAUAGAUAGACACCCAGCACGGAAAUCCUCCCCCACCCUCUCUUUGCCUUUUCCUCCCCUCCCCCCUCUCUGUGUGUCAUGUCUCUCACAGUUACUUUGACCUCUCAGUGGCCUACGUCAUUUUACUGUUAUAUUUGCCAUUACACAGUGCAUGCAACAAUGCUCUGCUCCGGUCUUGUUAAUUAACCUGUAACCUGUAAGUGCUCUGUGUACUGAGUAGUUUGAUUGCAUUUCUCUGGACAUUGCUAAGCCUUAAUGCCAUGAUGAUCAAACUCUUCAUGACUAAGGAAGUGAGGUCAGUACAUGGGACAAGUAGGAAAGUCAGACGAACAUAAAGUGUCCCUUUCCUUGCACAUAAAUACCUACACAGGAGUGAGAGCAUUGUAUUACAAAUUGUUUAUGACCAUAUUUCUGUAAACUACCCACGUGUUAAUUUUAUCAUGGCUGUCGUUCCAUCUUCCUAAAGAGCCAGGACUCCCUCAGACACUCCCUGAUGAGCAUGCGUAUUUCAUGUUAACACUGAUCAUUUAGAUUCAUGAGUUUGGUUAUGGGUGAAUGUCCUUUCAGACAAGUGUGAGUCUCAAGUUCAGAAUCAAAGAACCCCCAGUAUGAAAAGGAACAUGUUUCCAAAGAUGCGGAUGAUACAGCAGAACUUACUAUAAUUUUAGACAAAAUGUGGAACUAAACUCAUAUUUCAGUGGCAUGCUACACACUUGAACACAUGAAUUCCACUUUGUUGUAACAAAAGGGUUGGUCUGGCCCUAAAUUAAUCUAAAUAUAUUUUUUUAUGGAGACUGUAGGGCUUUAAAAAGGUUGCUUUAUAUGACAAUUCUACUAUGAGAAUGCAUCAAAUAACUACAUUUGUCUAAAGCCCAAACUGUGUUCCAGCCAACUGGUAUCUUAAACUAAACUGGCAAAGUCCAUGUCAAGCACGAGGGUAGAGAACAGUAAGGAAAGUUUGUUGUGCCAAGGACUGUGGCCACUGAAACUGGGUCAUCUGUACACUGUGUGCUUCCGUAACUUCAUUGUCAUAGUGCUACUUAUCACUGAUUUUGAGCCAAUGUCUAAUGGACAGAUGUCAUGUGAAUUGUUGUUAAAUAGAUACAUCUUAUUUCUUAUAGUUUGCUCCUGAAAAAAACAUAUUGUGUGUUGUACAUAUCAGUGUUCACAGAAUGUCACUUUCAUUGUGUGUGAAUGUGUGAAUGUACAAAGGUUAAAUAAAUGUUACUCUGUUGCA